Notothenia coriiceps (black rockcod) is the source of this 2167-nucleotide messenger RNA. RefSeq names its product ubiquitin-like 3a (gene ubl3a). The annotation marks the transcript as partial. Gene Ontology annotation, molecular function: protein binding. The record is from RefSeq and is a predicted model, not a curated record. The transcript has 4 exons. NCBI's taxonomy places the organism in Eukaryota, Metazoa, Chordata, Actinopteri, Perciformes, Nototheniidae.
CCUGCAUAUUUUGUUUUUUUACAGAUAAACCUGCGGCUCAUUUUAGUCAGCGGGAAGACGAAAGAGUUCCUCUUCUCUCCCAACGACUCAGCAGCGGACAUUGCCAAACACGUGUAUGACAACUGGCCGAUGGACUGGGAGGAAGAGCAGGUCAGCAGUCCUAUCAUCCUGAGGCUGAUCUACCAGGGCCGCUUUCUGCACGGCAACGUAACACUAGGAGCUCUCAAACUGCCCUUGGGGAAGACCACAGUGAUGCAUUUAGUUGCCAGAGAGACUUUGCCUGAGCCAAAUUCCCAAGGUCAGAGGAAUAGAGAGAAGACCGGGGAGAGUAACUGCUGUGUCAUUCUGUAAAUACACACCACCCUCCCUCAACAUCCUGGACCUAAUGAGUCUGUCCCCUGUCCAGGAGCCUGUCCACAGUGCGGAUAUGCAUACAGACAAACACGCGCACACCCUUCUCUAUUUCUUUUGACCCCCUUCUCUCUCACACACAUAUAUACACACACACACACACACACACACACACACACACACACACACACACACACACACACACCUAUAGAAAGACAGCAGGCUCUGGCUGAUUCAGGACACAGAGUUGAGAGCAGGAAAUUGAUUAACAAUAGAGUUGAUUCCUUUGUUGUACUUGGUUUGUUGUCAUAACUGAAAAUGUGUGGAAGGAACUGGAUUUGCAUGUGUUUUUCCCCCCUUUUUUUUUCUUAAUGCACACCUUUUUAAGCCUUCUGCAACACACUUGUACACAAGCAUACAAGCAAUAGACACACACACUUUGUCUAGCCCCCCUUGGCCGGUGUGUCAAAAUACCUUUACUAACUGGCUCCUCUUUCCAGCUGGUUGUCAUAGUAAUGCAGUGCCCAAUUUUGUGUGUGUGGCCUUGUUUUCUCAUACAGAACGCUGACAAUUUUAACCACUAACAACUCGCCAACAAACCAACACACAUACACACACGCACGCACACACACACACACACUAUGACAUCCUGUAUACACAUCCUACCAUAUGUGCUUGUGUGAUCUCCCUCGGUGCAGCAGACUUAGACGUGCCUGAUCAGAAAACUCAAACCAGGACACACAAACACACAUAUAUAGACACACCGGUGUCCUUUUUACUGCCCUCAUCUGCCCUUAAAGGUCACAAGAGAGAAAUUAUUCCUUUUUGUCUGCAGGGUGCUGUAGAGACCGAUGCAUCCUACUCUUUCACUCGUCAUAUUCUUAGCCAAACAAAGCCUAACAAACAGACAAAUAGAGAAACAACCAGUGUUGGUGGUGUUGUUUUGGUUAUUUGUUUGUCCAUGACAUUUGUGACUGUGUUUUGACAGUCCAUGCAUAUUACUGACCGCCCAGUGUUGUAAAAAAAUGAAACGUCAUGUCAGUUACCUUCCCUCCCUGAUGCACCAUCCCCUCUCUCUGUGAGGAAAGGCUCAUUGUGCUUCUUUUCUAACUGUGUUGUGAAGGAUCUCUAUGACAAAUUGCUCUUGAGCAGGGAAAUUAGCUCGGAAUGAAAUUGUUCCUUAUUCGUCUUAAUUUGCUUCUUACUCUUUCCUUGAUUCUCUCUCUCUGCAUUAAUACAGUUAGUCCAUUUUGCACAACGGAAGCAUGUGCUCCUUCAUCAGAUUAAUUAAAAUGUAUACAAAGUUUUAUUGUUUUAUUUUAUAUUUUUCCAAUGGAAGUAAUGUUCCAAACUAAGGUAACGUGUAGAUUAUAUUUAAUAUGAAUCUUAUAUAGAACAUGAUGACUUUAGAUCUUGUUGAUAUACAGUAUAUUGGUGUUUAGUCCAUGAUUGUGUAUACGGUUAGCUUCUAGCCAGUUCACUGUCACUCGCUGACAAUGUCUUGUGCUUAACAGCAGCAACACCUCCCUAAUCAUUGACGGACUGUAUUUUUAUUUUCUCUUUUUAUUAUUUUUUCAUUUGUUUAUAAUUUAAUGUAAUCCUUUUUUUCUUUGUGAGUUUUUUUGCUUUAAAGAAUCGCUUUGUAACAGCACUAGGUCUUAAAAAAAAAAUAUAUUGUUUAUAUUGAUCAGGGUUCAAAUCUGUACAGAGAUAAAAGUUUUCAAACCAAUUGUAAAUAGCACUAAUGCUCCUUCUCCCCCAUUCAAACUUCAAAAUGGAAUACAUCUGUAAACAAAAUAAAGGUUAUUGAAGUGCA